GUGGCCGGAGGCGGCGGGGGUGUCUCAGGUGCCGGAAGUGACGGCGUCUCAGAUUACCCGCCGAGCGCUGCGGCUGUUAGGAGCAGAGAAGCGGCCGCGGCGGCGCUGCACGCGGCAAGAACGCUGUUGGGCGCGGGGGUGGCUAACCCUUGCUCGUCCACCCCCGAGCCAUCAUUUUGGAAAAUGCCUCAUAAAGAAGAUGACUUGAUGCAUGGAGGACCAGGUCUCGGUGGGGGUAUGGUCAGCCAGAACUCAAUAUUCGGAUGCUCGACGGCAGGACACAGUGGAGUUAAUCAGCUUGGAGGUGUUUACGUUAAUGGACGCCCGCUUCCUGAUUCAACGAGACAAAAAAUCGUCGAGCUGGCUCACAGCGGUGCUAGACCAUGUGACAUUUCCCGCAUACUUCAAGUCAGCAAUGGCUGUGUUUCCAAAAUUCUCGGAAGAUAUUACGAAACAGGAUCAAUAAAACCACGUGCAAUCGGUGGAAGUAAACCACGAGUAGCAACGACACCAGUUGUAAAUAAAAUAGCUGAUUAUAAACGUGAAUGUCCAUCAAUAUUUGCAUGGGAAAUACGUGAUCGAUUGCUGCAAGAGGGUGUUUGUAAUAAUGACAAUAUACCUAGCGUGUCCUCAAUCAACAGGGUGCUAAGAAACCUGGCCUCGCAGAAGGAGCAACAGGCAGCCGCGGUUCAAGCUCACCAGGGUGCCGAGAGUGUCUACGACAAGCUGAGGAUGUUCAACGGACAGGCGACCGGAUGGCCACCGGCUUGGUACUCGGCUACAUCUUCCCAUCAUCCUCUUGCCACUGGAAUACCGACAACAGCCGCUCCCGGAACUGGACAGUCUUUAUUACCCGGUGGUCAAUUGCAUCCGAGAGACGAUUCCCUUCUUAAACGUUCUGAUGCCGGAUCUCUGCUGACACAUCAACAGGAAACAACCUCUGACGGUAAUUCUGAUCACAACUCAUCUGGGGAUGAAGAUUCACAGGUUCGACUUAGGCUCAAACGUAAAUUGCAACGCAAUCGUACUUCUUUUUCAAAUGAUCAAAUCGACGCUCUUGAAAAAGAAUUCGAGCGGACCCAUUACCCGGACGUAUUUGCACGAGAACGUCUCGCCGAGAAGAUUGGAUUGCCUGAGGCACGUAUCCAGGUUUGGUUCAGUAAUAGACGGGCCAAGUGGCGACGGGAGGAAAAAUUACGAAAUCAAAGACGUGCUGCUGUUGAUCAAGUGGUUGGCGGAGGAGCUGGUGGAAUUUCAGGUGGUGCUGCACCACCUGCUGCUACUCCUGCUACUCCUAGAAUACCUCUAAAUGCUGGAUUUAACGCCAUGUACUCAUCUAUUCCUCAGCCGAUUGCUACAAUGCCAGACACUUACAGUUCAAUGACUAGUAGUUUGGGUGGAUCAAUGGGAGGCAGUUGUCUGCAACAGCGAGCCGAAGGAUACCCGGCGUACGUAUUUCACGAGCCACUGCACUCUUUAACCCAGUCUUAUUCUCAUCACACGGCCGCGGCGCAUUCGCAACCCCAUCGCGGCAUACCGACCUCCCACGGUGGAACACCGAGCACACCGGGGGGUCAACCGACCGGUCCAGGAGGGGCACCAUACCAACCCACCACUUCAACAGCCACUGGAGUGAUAUCAGCUGGCGUAUCAGUUCCGGUUCAAAUACCGUCGCAGACUCCAGAUUUGGCGAGUAACUACUGGCCGCGACUUCAGUGA
Messenger RNA from Cotesia congregata, 1719 nucleotides. The record is from the annotation of a GenBank genome assembly. Lineage: Eukaryota; Metazoa; Arthropoda; Insecta; Hymenoptera; Braconidae.